This is a messenger RNA of Cucurbitaria berberidis CBS 394.84, 520 nucleotides long. RefSeq lists its product as uncharacterized. The record is from RefSeq and is a predicted model, not a curated record. Gene Ontology annotation, molecular function: protein binding. The transcript has a single exon. Bases 39 to 353 code for a protein of 104 amino acids. NCBI's taxonomy places the organism in Eukaryota, Fungi, Ascomycota, Dothideomycetes, Pleosporales, Cucurbitariaceae.
ACGGCCAAGCAGUCAAGCUCUACGGGCUCGCAAUCGAUAUGGCUCUAGGCCGACCACACUGGGAGCCGUCAGGCUUGGUGAGGGAAGAGGUGUCGGGUUUACUGAGCAAUCGCGCGCAGGCGAACAUGGCGCAGCAGAAUUGGGCCGAGGGCGCGGUAGAUGCAGAGGCGAGUGUGGAGAUGAAGAAGGUAGGGAACGCAAAGGGAUGGUGGAGGAGGGGGAAGUGUUUGCUUGAGAUGGGGAGGUUGGAUGAGGCGGAUCAGUGGGUCAAGCAAGGGUUGGAGUUUGAGGCUACGGAACAAGACUUGGUACAGUUGAAGGAUGAGAUUGAGAAGAGGAAGGGCGGAGCAUGAGGGAAAGCUUGCAGUGUUGAGUCUAUAUACUGGGAGAAGAUGUCAUCACAGUGUGCAUUGCAAGGCGUUGUUGGCGCUAUGGGUUUCCAUCGAUCCCAGGCUUUCUGAGGGAGAGUUAGUACUUCUGCAUACCCCUAUGAAUUAUUUCCAGUUAUGUUGCACAGCAC